AGGGAUUUAUCAAUGGCAAGGACUAAAACAACAAAGAGGAAACAGCGACCGACUCCACGACAGCCAUCACCACCGCCACGGCCAGAGGAAAAUGAGGAAGAAGAAAAUGCUGAAGUCGAAGUAGAAGAACCUGCAGAAGAAGAAGCUGAAGCUGAAGCUGAAGGAGCUGCACAAGGAGCAGGUCGAGGUAAAAGCAAGGCGAGG
Linum tenue is the source of this 204-nucleotide messenger RNA. The record is from the annotation of a GenBank genome assembly. Lineage: Eukaryota; Viridiplantae; Streptophyta; Magnoliopsida; Malpighiales; Linaceae.